Molecule: messenger RNA, 1671 nt
Organism: Symbiodinium pilosum
Lineage: Eukaryota; Dinophyceae; Suessiales; Symbiodiniaceae
Source: the annotation of a GenBank genome assembly
GUACAGCAAAUCGCUGCUGGUGUUGUGGAGCACACAAAUUCGUGUGGUGGGCGGACACCGCCGAAGUCUGUCAUAUCUAAACUCAGCCAAAUUGCUUUCAAUGGCAAGCACCCGUCCAAUGCUGAGCGCGAUAUGCACAAUGUGUUGAAGCAGACAGCUUUGGAUGUUGAGAUCGAAUUUUGCGACGUUAGGUUCUGGCAACCGUCUACUGGACAGCUGAAGGUCACGAAAUUUCCCUUCAUUUUUCCGGACCGGCUUGCGCUGAAGAUUUGGGAGCUUGGAGAAGAAUACUUCCAGUAUUAUUUCUUCGGAGAUCAGGAUGCUGCUGUGUUUUGGCAGCAUGUGCAGCAUCACGAGUGGGCAGCCGGUCACGUUGCUCACGCUGAGAACUUGGCGCGUUUGGCGCCGAUUACUUUCUAUGGGGACGAUGUUCACACCUACAAGAAUACAGAGGUGGGUGUGAUUUCAGUGUGUGCGUGGUCUACUGACUACUUCACACGCGAGCAUCUGCCAUUGGACAGAUACUUCUUGAUAUCAGCAUUCAGCGAAUACUUGGCCACAGAAGAAACCUGGGGAGAUUGCAUGCAACAUCUGUCAGCCAGAUUCGCUUCUCUGGUGGGGCGCAGAGAUUGGCCUUGGUCUGCUGCUGGCUAUGGCUUUGCCAUGUCUUCGUGCACUGGAGAUUUGAAAUGGUUGAAGGAGCACUUUGGCGUUCACAACUAUAACCAAAACAGUUUUUGCGGAUACUGCUCAUGCAAAAAGGUUGACCCUGGCAACCCCAGCAACACACUGGGUGAUUUCAGUGAUACCGCGCACCAUCGACAAGCGCGCUUUGGUCACGACGAGUUUUGGGCUGCCACAGAUCCCAACUCCAGGCAUGUCUUCUUUGACAUCCCGGGCUUCCGUUACGAUCGCUUCUUACACGCCCCACUUCAUGGCCAACUGUUGGGCACGGGCAAGCUGACAAACGGAUCCUUCCUCACCUAUGUGAUCGAGCGUGGCUGGUUUGGUGAAAUGGUGGGCGAGUAUGAGCUGGCUCUUGGCGUCUGCCUGAAUGUGGCAUACAAACACUUCGUUGAGUACAACAAAGAGUACGGCAAACCUGUUUCGCACCCACGCUUCACACCGGCCCGUCUCCACCGUAAGGGCCGUACACAGAUGCCCUCCCUGGCUUCGAAAGGUGCUGCCUCGAAGCGCAUCACCUACUGGCUUGCCAGUUUGGCAGAACAGUUUGGCUGCAUGGAGAAUGCAACCCUCUUGGAUCAAGAAUGCUGCACAUGCAUGAUUGCCUAUGCUGAAAUGUUGAAACGUUUGGACAUGGCACCUUUGCUGCUGUCAGAAACCGAUGCCAGGACUAUCCAUAACUUGGGCCUGGUUCACUUGCAGACCUACAGUGCUUUGAGGAACCGCAGCGCCAGAACCUUUGGCCAUCAGGCCCUGAACCGCUCUCUUUGGCCCCUGGUGCCGAAACACCACUACCUCCUGCACAUGCUUACCGAUACAGUUCUCAAGGACAGAUUGAAUCCUCGCUGCCAAACCUUGUUUUGCGGCGAGUCUUUCAUUGGACACAUUGGACGGAUGGCCAAGGCGUGCCACCGGGCAUCGCUUGGAAAGCGGCUCCUGCAGAGAUAUCGUGUGCUCUUUGGUCUGAAGCUGAAGCAGCUGAGUUAA